CUCUCCGUAGUCGCCGCUUUAAAAAAACCGAGCUCAGUCCGCUCUAAUAUUUUCAGAGCAUUUAAAAAUGUUGUAUUGAUAAGCUCUUAAGGCAGGGAACUCGCCUAACUCGAACAGUAUUAGUAUAAAUUUAGCAAGCAAAUUGUGAACACGAUUCAAAAACAAAUCACAAAUGGGUCUCGUUAAGCUGAUCAUUUGUUUCAGUUUUUUCCUAUUGAUAUUUGAUGUUCCUUGUACCGCGGUGUAUUCGCCAAACUAUCAGGAAUACGACCCCGCCCAGCGAUAUGGCCCCCGGAGGCCCGUGGGUCAGGAACAAAGCCCGUAUGGUCGCGGCUACAUGGAAAAUCGACAGUUGUCGUACAACCGACCAGAAGGCGUUAACUUUGAAGACUCAAGAAUAUUGGAUGAGCAGCCAACGAGUCGCCAGUAUUUGAUUCGAGAACAUGAAACUGUUUCUGACAAGCAGAGGCACAAGUGCCGAUUUUGGGUGCCGCCGGAGGUUGUCGACAAGUAUCCCAACGCCACCAUCACCCAGGUGGACAACAAAAACCGACUGUCGAUGAUAGAGGCCUGCUGUACGGGCUACUCGACUAUUCGGCUCUUGGGGGUGACCGUGUGUCGUCCCAAGUGCGGGUGCCAGAACGGGAGCUGUCGGGCGCCGGGUGAGUGUGAGUGCUACGAGGGCUUCGUCCGGAACGACAACGGGGACUGCGUAUUCGCCUGUCCGUUGGGGUGUCAGAACGGGCGCUGCUACCUCGACGGUAGUUGCCAAUGCGAUCCAGGCUACAAGCUGGAUGAGAGCAGGCGCUUCUGCCGGCCCAUUUGCAGCAAUGGAUGCGGCAGUAGUACAAGACACAACUGCACCGAGCCGGAGGUCUGCGGCUGCUCCAAGGGCUACCAACUAACGGACGACGGGUGCCAGCCCGUCUGCGAUCCCGAAUGUGGAAUCGGAGGCCUCUGCAAGGACAACAACAAGUGCGACUGCGGAUCAGGCUACAAUCUUAAGGAUGGGGUUUGCCAGGCUGAUUGCUAUCAAAGGUGCUACAAUGGAAUAUGUGUCAGCCGCAAUCGGUGCAUCUGCGAUCCCGGCUUCACUUAUCACGAACAAUCGUCCAUGUGUGUUCCCAUCUGAACACUCGACCUUGCACACAUCCUGCAUUCCUUC
Molecule: messenger RNA, 1165 nt
Organism: Drosophila ananassae
Lineage: Eukaryota; Metazoa; Arthropoda; Insecta; Diptera; Drosophilidae
Product: cell death abnormality protein 1
Exons: 3
Coding region: 173-1132 (319 amino acids)
Source: RefSeq, a predicted model, not a curated record